AUGCCGAGCCACUCUCCGGCGGCGACGACGAUGCAGCGCCACCACGGGCUGCAGGGCCCCCGACCGGCUACGCUCAAGGUCACCAAGCAGGCGGGCCUGGGCAGGAGGAAGCGGCCGGUGAUCAUCUACGUGGAGUCACCCAAAGUCGUGCACGCGCAACCCAGCGAGUUCAAGUCCGUCGUGCAGCGCCUCACCGGUGCUCCACCGGCGCCGUCAUCAUCGUCAUCGUCCUUGCUCUUCUCAUCAGCAUCCCUGCUACCGCCACCGCCACAGUUCCUGGCGAGUUCCCUGUGGUCGACGACGGCACCGGCUGCGGCCUCCUGUCAGCUGCCUGCUGAUGCCGCGGCCAGCGCCGUUACAAGCCUCGGCUUCUUCAUCAGUGACAAUCAGCUGAUAAGCCCCGCGGCGUUCAUAUACGAUCAUCAUCAUCAGAGUCAGAGUCAGAGCAUGGUUGAUGGUCCAGCAGGUGCGGCGGCGGUAAAUCCAGUACUCGUUGCUGUGCCGCCGUCUCUUGGCGCGUGUUAUCAGGGGGAUGGAUCUCUGUUUCGUCAGCCAGCAGUAACUAAUCAUUGA
Molecule: messenger RNA, 573 nt
Organism: Panicum virgatum (switchgrass)
Lineage: Eukaryota; Viridiplantae; Streptophyta; Magnoliopsida; Poales; Poaceae
Product: nuclear speckle RNA-binding protein B-like
Exons: 1
Coding region: 1-573 (190 amino acids)
Cellular component (GO): nucleus
Source: RefSeq, a predicted model, not a curated record